AUGACGAUUGCGCAUGGAAAUUUGCGGGCGUUCGACUUUAGACUUCUCUCUCUAUCCCUCUCGUUGUCUCUCUUCAUUGUCGCGUCCUCCACCAAAGUAUUCUUCGAGGAGCGUUUCAAUGUUGGAUGGGAGAACCGGUGGGUCAAAUCCGACUGGAAGAAAGAGGAGAAUUUGGCUGGAGAGUGGAACUACACCUCUGGAAAGUGGAAUGGGGAUGCAAAUGACAAAGGUAUCCAGACCAGUGAAGAUUUAAGGUUUUAUGCAAUCUCAGCUGAAUUCUCCGAAUUCAGCAAUAAAGAUAAAACAUUGGUUUUCCAGUUUUCUGUCAAGCAUGAGCAGAAGCUCGACUGUGGUGGUGGAUACAUGAAGUUACUCAGUGGCGACGUGGACCAGAAAAAAUUCGGUGGUGACACCCCUUACAGCAUCAUGUUCGGACCAGAUAUUUGCGGCUACUCCACAAAUAAGGUUCAUGCUAUUCUGACCUACAAUGGAACAAACCACUUGAUCAAGAAGGAUGUUACGUGCGAGACUGACCAACUGACUCACGUAUAUACUUUCAUACUUCGCCCAGAUGCUACUUACAGCAUCCUUAUUGACAACUCCGAAAAGCAGACAGGUAGCUUAUACACUGAUUGGAAGCUUCUCCCUCCAAGGAAGAUCAAGGACCCUACAGCCAAAAAGCCCAAGGAUUGGCAAGAUAAGGAGUUCAUUAACGAUCCAGAGGAUAAGAAGCCAGAGGGUUAUGAUGAUAUCCCAAAAGAGAUUGAAGAUGCUGAAGCCGAAAAGCCUGAAGACUGGAAUGAUGAGGAGGAUGGACAAUGGACUCGUCCGACUAUCCCCAAUCCAGAGUACAAGGGCCCAUGGAAGCCAAAGAAAAUCAAAAACCCGAACUACAAGGGCAAGUGGAAAGCACCAAUGAUUGACAACCCAGACUUUAAAGAUGAUCCAGAUCUCUAUGUUUUCCCUAACUUGAAGUAUGUAGGUGUUGAGUUGUGGCAGGUGAAAUCGGGAACAUUGUUCGACAAUGUGUUGAUAACUGAUGACCCUGAGUAUGCUAAGAAAGUUGCUGAAGACACAUGGGGAAAACAAAAGGAUGCCGAGAAGGCUGCUUUUGAUGAGGCGGAAAAGAAGAGUGAAGAGGAGGAAUCGAAGGAUGACCCAGUUGACUCUGAUGCUGAAGAUGAAGAUGCAGGUAAUGAUGUUGACGACAAAAAUGACGGUGCUGCAGACGAUGAGCCACUGGAUGGGACAAACUACACGAGGUGGUCUAAGAAAUUGUCGGUUUUCUUCGAGCAACUUGAAGUAGACUAUGUUCUUUUCACCGGGAUGGUACUGACGAAAAUGGGCUCCACCGUCGUGUCUGGACAAAAGGGCGUACCUCAGUCCGGGUCUUCCUCCACUCCGGCCAAAUCAAUCGAAGACGAGGCCAAGAAGAAGUUUGAGAAGGACAACAAGAUCGUUCGGGGCCAUAUGUUGCAUCACAUGACAAACACAUUGUUUAAUUUGUUUGUCAAUUACAAACCGGCCAAACAAAUAUGA
Striga hermonthica is the source of this 1539-nucleotide messenger RNA. NCBI's taxonomy places the organism in Eukaryota, Viridiplantae, Streptophyta, Magnoliopsida, Lamiales, Orobanchaceae. The record is from the annotation of a GenBank genome assembly.